UUAGGACGGAGGGAAGCGGGUCCGUCGGUCGGUCGGGAACGAGGCUCCGGCGGCCAGGCCGGCGAGGGGCCGUUGCCAUGGCAGCCGCCGCCGGGGGCGCGGACGACGAGCCGCGCUCGGGCCGCUCGAGCUCGGAUGGCGAGUGCGCGGUGGCGCCGGAGCCGCUGACCGGCCCCGAGGGCCUCUUCUCCUUCGCCGACUUCGGGGCUGCGCUGGGCGGCGGCGCGGGCCUGCCGGGCCGGGCGUCUGGCGGGGCCCAGUCCCCGCUGCGCUACCUCCACGUCCUGUGGCAGCAGGACGCGGAGCCCCGCGAUGAGCUGCGCUGUAAGAUCCCCGCCGGCCGGCUGAGGCGCGCCGCCAGGCCCCACCGCAGGCUCGGGCCCACCGGCAAGGAGGCGCACGCUCUAAAGAGGCUGAGGGACUCGGCCAACGCCAACGAUGUGGAAACAGUGCAGCAGCUGCUGGAAGACGGCACAGAUCCCUGCGCAGCUGAUGACAAGGGCCGCACAGCUCUACACUUUGCGUCCUGCAAUGGCAACGACCAGAUUGUGCAGCUGCUCCUGGACCACGGGGCUGAUCCCAACCAGCGAGAUGGGCUGGGGAACACGCCACUGCACCUGGCGGCCUGCACCAACCACGUCCCUGUCAUCACCACACUGCUAAGAGGAGGGGCCCGUGUGGAUGCCCUGGACCGAGCUGGCCGCACGCCCCUGCACCUGGCCAAGUCGAAGCUGAACAUCCUGCAGGAAGGCCACUCCCAGUGCCUGGAGGCCGUGCGGCUAGAGGUGAAGCAGAUCAUCCAGAUGCUGAGGGAGUACCUGGAGCGCCUGGGGCGGCACGAGCAGCGGGAACGGCUGGACGACCUCUGCACCCGCCUCCAGAUGACUAGCACCAAAGAGCAGGUGGAUGAGGUGACCGACCUCCUGGCCAGCUUCACCUCCCUCAGCCUGCAGAUGCAGAACAUGGAGAAGAGGUAGCAAGAGAGGCUCCCUGACUUCCCGCUCUGCCACUGCCCCACCCCUGCCCCACCACUCUCGUUACAAAGCAGAAGCCCGAUACCUGGAACUUGGGAGCAACACUUGUCUGGUGAGGCCCUCACCUGCGCCCCCAGAUGCUGUGGGGCAGGGAUGCUCUCUCACUGACCUCAGAGCUGCUCCCAGCCAUGCUCUCCGUCACCUCUGUGGGCUGGGACCACCGCCCCCAGCUGCUGCUUCUGGCUCCCGCAGCACUGCAGCCACGCCUCAGCUCUGGCCGAUGUGCGCUCUCCUGGCAGGCCUCACUCGUCCCACGGCCCCUGGCACCCUCGGCGGGCCCCAGCCCCUUCUCCAUGUUCCUUCCUGGCCAUGGGCUUGUUGUAGCCAGCAGGUGUGGGCUUAGGGCCGGCCCCCUGUGGCCUAGGGGGCUUCUCGGCUGGCCCUGCACCUCUCGUCAGCACUUAGACCUGUCACCUGACUCUCAAGGAGACAUUGCAGAGAGUUUCUCUGGGUGGAAGGAGAGGGUUGGUGAAGCCCAGACUUUAGAAAUACAAAGUUAGAAAGGACCCUGCUGAACCCAAAGCAGAAAAUCCCCAAUCCUUUUCCUCUCAAUCACUGCAACACCAGGCGGCUGUAGCAGUUCUGCAGCCUAGUUGUAGUAGGCUGAGUAGUGGCGCCCCAAGAUGUCCACGUUCUGUUCCCAGGAACCUGUAAAUGGUCCCUUAUAUGGCAAAAAGGAACUUGCAGUUGUAAAUAAGUUAGGGAUCUUUAGACAAGGCGACUAUUCUGCAUUAUCCAGGUGGGCCUGAUGUAAUCACAGGGAUCCUUAUAAGAGGGAAGCAGGAGGUCAGAGAGGAGGUAGGAGAUAAGGUGACAGAAACAAGAGGUUGGAGUAAUGCGAGGAAGGGGUCACAAGCCAAGGAAUGCAGGUGGCCUCCAGAAGCUAGAAAAGGCAGGGAAAUGGGUUCUCCCCUCAGAACUUCCAGAAGGAACCAGUCCUGCUGACACCUUGACUUCAGCCCAGUGAGACAGAGUUUAGAAUUCUGACCGCCAGAACUGUAAGAGAAUAAAUUUGUGUUGUUUUAA
Molecule: messenger RNA, 2060 nt
Organism: Diceros bicornis minor
Lineage: Eukaryota; Metazoa; Chordata; Mammalia; Perissodactyla; Rhinocerotidae
Gene: ANKRD54
Product: ankyrin repeat domain 54
Exons: 8
Coding region: 78-977 (299 amino acids)
Biological process (GO): regulation of intracellular signal transduction; regulation of protein kinase activity
Cellular component (GO): cytoplasm; nucleus
Molecular function (GO): protein binding; protein kinase regulator activity
Source: RefSeq, a predicted model, not a curated record